AUGCCAUUAUUUUCAAAAGAAAAUACUGCAGUAGAAAAAUCGACUGGUAUCGAGCAGAACUCGAAUCCACGACAAGAGAAAAAGAAGAGCAGUCGCCCGGAAGCCUCAGGUUGUGAGAUGGACAAAAAUGUUAAUCUAAGCGAUUCAAUGACACCUUUAUCUUCAGAACUAGAUUCUAUUUUCGAUUCACCUAAAAAAGGCUUCACUACGGAGACAACUAAGAAAAAAGAUCUUUUUGCAACAAAAACACAGUAG
Molecule: messenger RNA, 255 nt
Organism: Parnassius apollo (apollo)
Lineage: Eukaryota; Metazoa; Arthropoda; Insecta; Lepidoptera; Papilionidae
Source: the annotation of a GenBank genome assembly